ACCUUCAUAAAGGCACACCCCGCCUGUGGCCUCAGUUCAGCUCUCCCCUCUCACGGCGGCGGCACCCUGCAGUCAUGCUCAGUCUCAUCAAAUUUCCACGAGUCUUCAGCAUCAAUCAGGUGCCCAAAGUUUUCCAUGAGGACAGCAUCAUUUCUGGGUACCGGCACCCCAGGAGCUCCGCCACCGACUGCAUCCUCAGCCUCUUCCAGAUGACCAAUGAGACGCUAAACAUCUGGACUCACUUUCUACCCACCUGGUACUUUCUGUGGAAACUGGUGACGGUGGUGCUGAUGCAGCAGGGAUGGCAGGACUCCUUCACCUGGCCUCUGAUGGUCUUCCUCCUCUCCUGCUGCAUUUAUCCGUUGGCGUCCAGCUGUGCUCACACCUUCAGCACCAUGUCUCCGCGGGCGCGCCACAUCUGCUUCUUCUUUGAUUACGGGGCGCUCAGUUUCUACAGCCUGGGGACUGCAGUCGUUUAUUCAUUUUACGCUUUCCCCGACAAGUGGGUGAACAGCUCCUUUCAUCAGUGGUACAUCCCCAUCGCCAUGGCCAACACGCUCAUCUGCACCGUCCUGGCCUGCUACUCCAGGCUUGGCUUUCCGUUCCUGCAAUAUAACCGUGACUUGAAAAGAUUACCUGGGAGUCCAAGUUUCAGCAAAUUCUUUCGCAUCCUUGCCUUCGCCUACCCCUACCUGUUUGACAACAUUCCUCUCUUCUACAGGGUGCUUCUGUGCACAGGGGACGGCUGCACUGACAACGACACCAACAUCCUCCACUACAAACACAUCGCCUUGGCUGUCCUCACUGGCUUCCUGUUUGCCACCCGCUUACCUGAGCGCCUGGCACCCGGCAGCUUCGACUACAUAGGUCACAGCCACCAGCUCUUCCAUGUGUGCGGCAUCCUCGGCACCCACUUCCAAAUGCUGGCCGUAGAGCAGGACAUGGUGACGCGACGCCCCUGGCUCACCGCGAACUCCGUGCCCGUCUCGUUUGCCAACUCUCUGGGCCCAGCACUGCUUUGCGUGGUGGUGAAUUUGAUCCUCAUCUGCCUCUUUAGUCUGCCUCUCCUUUCUGGCCCGGCGUGGCAGAAAAGCAAACAGGGAAAAAAUAAAAAGAAACUCUGCUCCUGCUACUAAAUCUUAAUCCAGGUUUUUAUAGAUGAGUGAAAAGAAUAAGGGGGUAAAGAGAAACGGUAUACAAGCAUUCAGCUGUGAUAGCUGCUGUUAAAGUAUUCAAGAGCUGAGCUGAAGAUCUAGGGACGAGUUGCACAAUACGCUUAGAUACAAUGAACAUUUUAAU
Molecule: messenger RNA, 1299 nt
Organism: Xiphophorus couchianus (Monterrey platyfish)
Lineage: Eukaryota; Metazoa; Chordata; Actinopteri; Cyprinodontiformes; Poeciliidae
Gene: paqr5b
Product: progestin and adipoQ receptor family member Vb
Exons: 8
Coding region: 75-1136 (353 amino acids)
Cellular component (GO): membrane
Molecular function (GO): signaling receptor activity
Source: RefSeq, a predicted model, not a curated record